AAAUUAAAUGGACACACGGACAGAUACAGCUAAAACUACUUCAAAUUUCCUUACUUGUCCAAUAGUUACAUACAUAUACUUUUUACAAGAGAAAAAAAAAACUACAAGAAGCUAGAAAGUAGAAGAGCAACGGAAGAACCACUGUUUAACCAGUGUUUUGUUAAUGAAAAAUUAUGGAAUAUUUGAAUUAAUUAAAGUAUUCUUUUUAUUUUAGUUUCAAAUGAAUGUGAAAGACAUUGCGACACUUAAUAUGUUGAAUGAAUCUAGUCAAGAACAAACUCAAAACGAGUUAUGCAUAAGGGAGCAGAACGAUAUAGCAAAUUUAACGGCUGAGAUUCAAACAUUUGUCCAAAUCAAAAAUAAUGACGAUAUAGAAGAGAAAAAAUUAGAGAUUAAUAAACCGGAAGCCGACUUCUUUGUUGACUCCUAUGAAGAAAAUAACAACAAUUAUAACAUUGCAGAAUACGAAGUUAAAUUAAAUUCCACAAAUAAAGAGAAAGCGAACGAGGAAAGUGCAAGCAAGGAAGGUGUUGCACGGCUCCAAAUUAAGGAGACAAAUGCAGAAUGUUUAACAAUAACAAAGGCAACGAAUAGUAACGUAGCACACAAAGAAAGUAAAAAGAACAAAGAAAAUGAGGGAAAUGUUAGCAAAGAACAAAUUGCUUCGCUCAAGAUUAAAGAAACAAGAGCAGAAAUUCCAACAAUGACAGCAAUUUCAACGAAUAUAGCGCACGAAGAUGAACUGGUAUUCAAACAAUAUCAUGCAGCUGAAGAGCUUAAAAUUUCAAACAAGAAUAUUUCCAAACCAAAAAAUGUAGUAACCAAAGAAGCAAAUCAAAUUCUUAUGAAUUCAGUUCAGACGCAGCCAAUAGCGAUAACAAAGAACAAAGCAACGAAUAUAGCCAACGGAGCAAUACCAAAGAAAAUUGAUGUAGAUCCAUAUAUAGCAACGCAAGAAAUUGAAAUAGAUUGCGAAGAUAAUUUAGUGAAACCCAUACCAAUGAGGCGUAAGUCUAAAACAGAGAGCGAAUUGGGUCAAGUUGAAUGUAUUCAUGUGCACAUGGAAAGUCCCCGGUCGAUAACACGGCACAACCACCCCUGUAGCCUUACGAGCUUUAAAACGAAAACCAAUAACGUGCGCGAUCAAGAAAAAAUUACGGCAAAAACUUCUUUCACGUUAGUUAGUCCUCCAAUAACUCGUAAAGAUCUAGGAAACUUAUCUCCUGAGAACCUAAACGCUAAAAGUGAGAAUCAAGUAACAUCCAGACCUGAAAUAUCCCCAAAAUCAAAUGUAUCGCGUAAAUCCAGCAAAACAGAUGAAUGUGAAUUGAACCAUAGGGUAAGCGAUAAAAAUGAUGAGAAAGUUAAACCCCCACUUUCGCCUAAACCAUUAGCAGAAGUAGGCUUUGCUGAAAUUCGUAAACCCAGCAGAAGAAGUCGUGAGGCCAAGAAAAUUGCUGAAGAAAGCGUAAAUAUGCUUCCAAAUGACCAUUGUCAACAAAAUCACCCAAAUGAACUUCAGCGCCCGGAUGCCAUAAUGGGCGCAACGGUGACUUUGGGUAGUGAUUUAAAAAUUGUUGAAAAUUCUACUACAAAAAUAAAAGAAAAUAUCGAGCAGGGGGAGCCGCAAAGGAAAAAUAGUCUUGAUGCAGAAAGAGAAGAAUUUGAUGCUUUGUAUCGGUCGAAACCGUCGUCUCUCUUAGAAUGGAAAAAAUCAAGUUUGGCUACUCUGGAAACAAAUAUACCGCUCGAGAAAAGGAAGUCGGUCAAGGAAAUAAUAGCGUCUAUUAAUCGUAGUCAACGUUUGCUGCAUCAGGCAGCUAAUAAAGAUUUUCCGGUAUGGCCUGACCAUCACGUAGACAGCGUCAGCGAAAGCUUGAUUAAAAUUAACCAAGAAUCCAAUGCCAAUGACCUUCAAGAAAAUCUUAAAAUAUUGGAUGAAAGAGAACGUGAUAUUAAACGAAUGGUAGAAGAAAUCGGUUGCAUGCGUAGCUCAACAAAGGCUGCUAUAAACGAACAGGUGCAGAGAGACGCUCAAAAGUUGGAUAACAAUGAGAUUUUUCAAAAGUGUACUGUAACGAAAGAAGUUUACGACUGUAGAGAGUCGUCACCAAUAUCCUCAAAUUUAGAUUGGAAUCCAUUACCAAAACCCAAACGUAUAAAACCUUUACACGAGUAACGGUUAUUAGUUAGCAAAAUUUGCGCAAGGUGCUCAAAAGUAAUCGUUUAAUGUUAUUCGUUUAAUAAAAUAUCGUCUUCAAACAA
Messenger RNA from Glossina fuscipes, 2265 nucleotides. RefSeq lists its product as uncharacterized. The transcript has a single exon. NCBI's taxonomy places the organism in Eukaryota, Metazoa, Arthropoda, Insecta, Diptera, Glossinidae. The coding region runs from base 221 to 2179 and encodes 652 amino acids. The record is from RefSeq and is a predicted model, not a curated record.